Molecule: messenger RNA, 6651 nt
Organism: Linum trigynum
Lineage: Eukaryota; Viridiplantae; Streptophyta; Magnoliopsida; Malpighiales; Linaceae
Source: the annotation of a GenBank genome assembly
AUCAUGCUAACUAGAGUAAAGAGAAUAAAUAAAUGAUUGAAAUCCAAUGAAAUGGAGUGAUUCACCAUGUUAUUUGCCUAUAUGUUAAUAUAAACAAAACAAAACAACACAGGAUAAUCAUGAUUACAAAAAUGACACAUCUCUCGUACACGAAUGUAGUAUGAGUCAGAGUUAACUUGUAUGAAUGUCUUAUGCAUGACGUUAGAGUAUAACAAGCCAAUAUCAACAAUAAGAAGGUAUGAUGCUUUGUUGCUAGAAACUCUUGAGUGUAAGUGAAUAUCUAGUUUUGAUGAAACGGGAAAAAGUUUUUAGUUUCAUGUGAUAUUGGAGAAAACCAAACUAUCGAUUCAAAUGUAUAUUCCACUAAACUCACCCAAACAUAACAACUCGUGAGACAUAUGUCUUCCUUUCACCAUGGAGUCCAAUAUCAACAUAAUAAGUGAUAGGGAAUCAUUUUUGAAUGAUUCAUAACAAGCCUAACAACGGUACUUGUAUUAUCCCUUGUGUAUGUGUAUCUUCGUAAUGUUGUUUAACAUCUUUUUUUGAAAUCAAACCCUUUGGGGGAAGAUGACCUAAAAAACCAUGAUUGUCAUGUCAAGUGGUAUGGGUCACGAAAAUUGCGUGAACACUACCAUUAUGAUCGGCAUGAAUACCAUCGGUAUGAUCGAACUUUGAGGUCAACCCAUGGGAAGUUGGAGGGUGCACCGCAGACUUUAAUUGUUUGGGGACAGUGGGGCCCAUAGCUCCCUUAAAUGAUCAACCAUGGACCUCUAUCACUUAGUUUUCGUUUCUGCAAAAUCUAAGACUCCCCUCCCCUUGUUCUUCCUCAUCUGAUUGACUAGUUAUGUCUGUUGCUUCUUCACUUUGAAAUCUCUCUCUCUCUCCCUCUCUUUCCCAUUUUAGAUCUUUUCUUCUACUUUGUCCAUUGCUCCUCACUUGAAUGGAAGCAUGGAACAGCCACGGGCCUUUCCAUGCAACAACUCUACCAAACACUAUGACUCUAAGAAAGACAUUAAGCAGCAUUACGAAAAUACUCACAAGGGUGAUAACAAGUAUCCUUGUGAGAGUUGCUACCAAUCCUUCAAAACCAAGAACUUGCUCAAAAUCCACACUAUUGAGAAGCAUAAUAAGUUAUGCAGGUUAGUUUCUCUAUAGUCUUUUUGUUUCUCUGUUCUUGUUCUAUCUUUAUCUAUCUUUCUUUUACCCGUUUGGUCUUUCGAGAGCUUUGCUAGCAAGCAUUUUCUACGUCGUGGUUCUUGUCUUUUUUUCUUUCUUUCUUUGAGUCUCCCAUUCACAGAUUACUCGGUGAAACAGGGGACACUAGCGUCAACUUGCAAAAUUAACGUAAAGGCAAAAACAGAGUGUCACAUAAAAGCAGCCAUGGAAACGCUAGGUUCAGAGGGGAAAAAAAUAAGAACUACUAUGCUUGGGAGCUCUCUUAGAGACAGACGGUAGAAAAGAUGGAUAAAGACAAAAUAAGAACAGAGACACAAAUCGCUUUACCUGUAUCACUUCUUGUGCUUCUCCACUCCAUGAAUAUUGAGAAGAUUCUUAGUCUUGAAAGACUGAUAACAUGUUUUGCAUGAAUACUUCUUGUCCACCUUAUGUUUUUUUUUUCAUAGUGCUCCUUGAUAUGCUUUUUUGUGUGAUAUCCUUUAGUGAAAUUGUUACAUGGGAAUGAUUUUUUUGUUUCAUGGUUCCAUUCACAAAGGAGAAUAAGAGGGAGGAGAAUGGAGAGAGCUGUUUCAAAUAGAAGAAUCACAGGGCACAAAUUCGUUGAGGAAGAGGUAAGGUUUAGGUUGCCGAAAGGAGGACUAGCUGUGACAGAAGCCUAUGGUCGAUCGUUUAAAGGAGGUUGCUGGGAGGGAAAAAAGAUAAAGUGGAUCCCACCUCCCCAAACAGUUACAGGUGGGGUCGACCCUCCCAAUCCUCCAGCUAGGCCCCCAUUGGAGCAACUUGGGGCGAAAGAAAAAGGCUUCGAUGCCGCUUCAUCCAUGUUCAAAGGAUGACACCUGCAGAAAACCCAUAAGUUCCCUGGCAUUAAACUGCAAACAAAAGGGAAAUGGAAACCUGCCUUAAGAUCAAAUUUGUGAAAAUAUCUGCUAAGUAACUAUUUGCUUCCAACAGUUGGUUGUACAACUUCUCCCUGCUUCAUUGAUCUCCAUCUUGAGAUUGUCAUAUUGAGCAACUGUACAAUUGGAGCAAUUAGUGAGACAUGGGUCUCAAGAGAGCAAAACCCCUCCUUGUGUUACUAAUGUUACAUACUUAAAAUCACCUAAUGAUUAAACUGCAGUUGCUAUUUGGUUUACCUCGGGAUUGUUGAAGUGGUGCAUUGAUGACCUUUAAACGACAGCUGAGAAUGUUCUGACCUUAUGGCAUGUAGUAGAUCAGAUGAACACGUAACCAACGUAACCACAGUUCCAGUCUCAGCCUUGCGGUUCACCCGACAGCUGACCCGUUUUUUUCUGAGUGGACGAAUGAUGUUGCUGAUAGACUGGCAUUCUCCGAGGUAACCAAAAUGAACUUGAAAUCAGAAUUGCUUUUCUGUUGUAAUUUGAACAGAUCAGUGUGAUAUUUGUUUGAGAGUGGAAUGUAAAUGACGGUGUACCCGGUUCUUUCGAACGACACCGUGUUCUCGGUCCCCAUGACGGAGACUGUGUGGACCAGAAGGAGAUUGGCAGCCUGGAGAAGUUCCUGCAGGACUAGUUCACCAACAUAUAUUGAAGAAGUUGAAAGACCUCAAAGCUCAAUCUAAGCAAACUGACAUCUACUUUACGCUGGACUAAUUUUUUGGGCCUGGGCUAACUGGCUUUGGAUAGGCCCAAGAAUCGGACUAAUCAAAGAACGGGCCACUGUACGAGUGAUGGGCUUGCAUGGAUUCCACGUCGAGGAGGUUUUGCAGGCUUGCCUAUUGGGGGUUGAUUUUAUUCGAAGAAAUCUGAAAUCCAAUCAUAGCCCAUGAUUGGUGGGGGGAAUAUGAAUCUGUGCAAUUGAGCUUUUUUACGCAAAAUCAUUACAGAUAGGGAGUGGGUUGGGUCGUUUCCUGGGUGAAUGGUGAAAUCAAAUAAAAUCGAAUCACCCCAAACCUUUCAAUCCCUUUCAACUUUGGUUUUUCAUGGGUUUUCAUUCUUCAGAAUUUUGUAAAUGUUUGUUGUACUUAUGAACAGUAAUUUUAGUUGGGGACUACAUGAAAUAGUUUGUACUCUGUUUUUACCUAAAAAAAGAAAAAACAGAGCACCCUGUUGAAUUCAUAUCCAUUCAUUCCCAUCAUGUAAUGCGUUAAAUGGUAUUGAUGCCUAUGUUUGGCUGUUCCAUCCCUCUCCUUCGGACUUUUCCCUAUAUAUCCAUCGGUUUUGUCGGCUCGGAUUGUCAAUGCCCCAAUCCUCUCUUGUCUCUGUUCCUUUCCAUUUCAUCCUCUUUUCCAUUUCCCUCCCACUGUUCUUGGCUCAGUCAUAUUCGUUCUACAGGGCAAGCUCGACCCUAGGAUAAUGCAUGUUGUCUCCAUACGUAGCUAGGCUCUGUUGAACAUGAGUCCGAGCUUUACAUGACUAUUAUGGCUAGGGUUCCUUAUGAGGGUAUUGGUAAAGCUUGCAUCUGAUGGCUGACUGAUGCAAUAGUGGAAAUUUGGUUGAACAUGACUAAUUGUGUCGCAUCGGUUUGGGGUUGGACCAACCAAAUCAAUUUGGUAUAAACACAAUAUGCAUUGUUAUAGUCGUUUAGACCAUAUACAAACAAGAUAAACGAGGAGCUCACGCGAAUGUGAUGUAUCAAGAAAGGACGCAAAUAAACUUGGUCAACCGUACGUCCAGUCCUCAUCAAUCUCUCGCUUGUCCUUCCAUCCAACAAGUGAAGAUGAAUAAACUUUAAUUUAACUCCAUGUUUUUUUAUUUAUUGUAGGGUUUCGAGUAAGUUAUAUAUUGGUUCUGGAUUUGACCCGGCGAUACGAUAGCAAAAGUUCUUUAGUACAUGACCUCUUUGAUGUAGUAAACUUGUGUACUCUUCUUCACAUAUAUGGGCGGUGGGUUGCCCUUUCCAAAGUCAUUUUUCGAGUAAAGAAAAGCCCUUUGGGUAAGGUUGAAGAGGGCAAACAUGCAAAAAGCAAAACCCUAGCUAGUUGGAUUCAUGGUCUUAGUAUUUGGAAGAAAAGAGACAAAGAACCAAGAAAGCAAGCCAUCCAAACCUACUAGAAACACAUGCUGCCAUGAAGUUAGGAUUAUAUAUGUAUGGAUGAAAUGUCAUAGGGUAGCUAGUCUGGCUUAGGCUGGUUCGAAACUGACUCAAGAAGCAAAGUAUGUUUUUUGCUCGCCUUCUUGUUUAGGGUUUAGUGUUCUUUAAAGUAGGGUCAUAAUUGAUGGUACUACCAAGUAAGAAAAUAGAACUAACAAACAAAUAUAAUAUAUUGUCACACUAUUUUUUAAAAAUUUCGACAAAAAUAUCGCUCAAGUUUGAAAUAACUAAUAUAAAGAUUAUUUUGUUCCGUCUAUUUUUAUAGAGCUUUCACUCGUCUGAUAAUUAAUUCGAUGGUUCUGCGUUACUGGUGGUGAGCUGAUAUGCUAACGAUGAACAUGUUGAACAAAGAACUUGCUGGAGAGAUGAAUAAAUUGACGGUUAAAUACGCCAGUUGUUCCAUACCCUUAUUCCUUACUACUUUGGUGAUGCAUUCAUCAAAAGUCAAAAGUCCAGUGACUGAUCUGUUUAUGAAUUAGUGAGCAAGGUAAGUCUAGUGUCUGACCAAUGGACCGAUCAAAGGUUCGUUUAGGUAUAACUUUAUAUAUAAUUCGAUAUGAUUUCAAUUACUAAAUGUACAAAUGGAUUAAAUCAAAACAAGUACGAUUUCGAUGAUAAAUAUAUGUUUAUUUUUUUUAUUUAAUUCUGAUUCCAAGAUUCCCUUUAAAUUUUUUUUAUAUAAAACCUGCUAUGCCAAUAUCUAAACGAUUGAACCAUCAACCAUGUCCACCCUAAAGCAACUAAACCUCAACCUUUUUCCCCUUCAUCUAAUGAUAUCAUAUUCCUAGCUAGCUAACUCAUCAGUAUUGGGUAGAAUGAGGUGCAUUGUUCCUGUUGAAUUGGGACCUUCCUCCCCUCCUAUACACAUUUUCAAUUUGGGAGAAGUUGAGUGCUUCAACCUGUGGCUGUUACCAUCUCAAUUUGUCAUUCCCACUGAACUCAGAGUAGUGCAAAAUAAUAUGGAAUUGAAAAUGAAGUGAUUCCAUAUAUAUGCAUGGUAUGAUGGCAAUGCCUUUUUAGCUUUGUAAAAGGAUUGGUGAUAGGGCAUGCAGACUAAGUGCUUUGUGGGUAUUCUCUAUCACCCAAUAUUUCUUCCCAAAGGAGGAAAUGCUCAUUAGGGAAAUGUGUUUUUAUUACCUGAUUUUGUUACUAUUGCUAUACUCUUUUGCAGUUUUGGCUCAAGGAUGCCAGUUUACCACUCCAUGGAUAAAGCUUAGGAUUUGAAGAAAAAAAGUUAUAUAUUCAUUUGCUACUGUUCAUAAGAGAUUGAGAGGUUGCAUAAGUACGUAACGAUUGUGUAUUCUUAUUCGUCAGUGUAUCUUGAAGUUUGCUUAUACCGUACGAUUCUGGGUGUUCGUAAUGACGAACACUUAUACAAAUUUUAAUAACCAUCACUUCUAGGAAACUUGCUUGACUUUAUUCUAGCGUUCUUGUCACCGGGAGAGUCAUUUAGUUCCCUAGAGAACAAAGUACUUAAUAAAUCCCAGAAAGCAAACAAGAACCUAACAAGUAACAACCAUGCAUAGAUUGUGAAAUCACCACGCCGAAUGAAACCGACGAGAGUUACCAUUCAAAUUGGAUAUACUAGAACAGUUAAAACAAUUCAUUACGAUAUCACGAUAAUUAAUAUCAUACUAGAUUCAUCACUAGCAUACACAUGAUUUAACAGGUACGAUAGAUAUCGGUACACAGAAAUUGGUGGUGGGGUAAAAAAGGAAGACCACCCACCAACCUUUCCACCAAGAUCUCUUUUCUCUUCCCCCAAUUUUCAUGCCAUGCCAUUUGAACCCAGCAAGCCUUAUCUCCUCUGGGUCUGAUCAGGUUGGGAGAGACAUUUUAUAUAUUGGUGUGUGACACUGUGUGUUAUAGUUUGUGCAUGUUUGCCCCCAGAGAUCCACUCAGAAGCUCAGAAACCCUAAAGGGUGAGUUAAAAAAGAAACAAAAGAGAAGAAAAGUGAAAGUGAUUGCAGAUUGCAGAUUGCUUUCAAAAGGAAUGAAGGGAAAGAAAAGUGGCAGUAAGUGAGUGAAUCUCCAAACACCAAAAACUCUUCUUCUGACUCAUAUCUCGUUCCUUUUUCUUUUUUACUUGCUUCAAAGGAAGACCCCAAAUUAAUUAUAGUUAAUUUCAUGGUGUUUUACUCUAUUUUUUAUGAGGCAAUAAAAAAUGUUACUGAAAAAUUACAAAAUUGUUUCAUAUCACAUGGACCAUGUAGUUGGACUGUACUAUAUGUCUGUCAAGCGCACUAUGAGACCACUCCAUAAUCACCUCAGGAUGAUUUUUGGCCACAGAGAUUGGAAUUGCAGUGGUCACUUUGAUUUCAUGACGAUUUCUCUAACUGCCUAGCUUUGUCUUCUAGAACUACUAACAUAAAGGGUUGCAACCGAAGUUUGAAAUAAUUAGUGUAAUAAUGAUUCUAUCGAUGC